Bombus pyrosoma is the source of this 3409-nucleotide messenger RNA. It is a transcript of the gene dlt, whose product is annotated as codanin-1. The transcript has 10 exons. Lineage: Eukaryota; Metazoa; Arthropoda; Insecta; Hymenoptera; Apidae. Gene Ontology annotation, biological process: chromatin organization. Gene Ontology annotation, cellular component: nucleus. The record is from RefSeq and is a predicted model, not a curated record. The coding region runs from base 409 to 2901 and encodes 830 amino acids.
AGAUGGAUGCCAUUGAAUUAGUGUGUGCCGAGACUGUCAAGGCCUAUGUAUAAGCUGUUACCAUCACCGGUCACAAUGUGGAGUGCUACGGCAUUAAUAUAUGCAUGUUGUAAAAUAUAGCCUUAUGUAAAAAUUGUACAAUUUUUAUCAACUAACGAAUUAUGAAUGCAUGAAUCGAUAUUGUGCGAGUUUUAGUUGUGUUAGUAUAUUAUAUUGAAGCAUAUUUACAGUUUAAACAUAACCUAUCAGAUUUCAAAAUUGGUCGACGUUUAUUCCAUGUACAUAUUCGGUGAUUUAAAUAAAUGAGUACGUUUAAAAGAUUUGUAUAGAAAUAUGUUGUUUAAAUACAAUAUAAAUAUACUUUCUCUUAAACUGUUCACACGAUAUUUAUAAUUCUACUUAUACAUAAUGGGUGAAUUAAAUGUAUGUUUUCAAAUAGAUACAGACAAUCGUGAAAAUUUUCCAUCUGCAGCUGCUUUUCAGACAUUUAAAAAUCAAAGAGAUAGUUUUUAUGAGAUAUUUAGGAUAUGGGAAAAAAACCAUUCGGUGCCUGGAUGGAUAUUUCAAAUAGCUUUAGGAAGUAAAAUAAGAACUAUGUUGACAUUACACAAUGAUGCUACUAAUUAUUAUCAUUUUGCAAGAUUAUUUAAGUCACAACUUUUGAUUUCAUGUAUACAAAAUAGGCAACAGGCAGAGGUAGAAGAUGAUGAAAGUAUAAGUGUUUUAAAGACAUUGAAAAAUGUAAAUCCGAAAAAAUUGGAUCAGCUUCAAAAGAGAUUAGUAACUCCACAGCCUUCCAAAAAUCAAAUUACGGAACCAUCUUUCCCUGGGGUACAAGAAUUUUUCAAAGACUUUAUACUAUUUGCUUUUAACCCAAUCUUUUAUGUUCAUCUAGAAAAUUGUUUAAUCCACGAGAUAAUGGAGUUGAACGAUACUCAGUUUAACAAUAGUGAAAUAGAAGAUUCAGAAACAAUAGUUGAUGAGCGAACACAACAAAAUUUUAUUACUUGUUUAUCUAGCUUAAGGCUCCUUGCAAAAGUUUUAGGUUUUCUUAUAUCAUUACCAUAUAGAUCAGAAUCAAACAAUUUUAAAGAGUUGAUAGCAACCCAAGUAGAAAUUAGAAGCAAAGUUGUACCAGCAAUAAAUUUACAUGUUUGUCUACAUAAUGCAAUAGCAUUAGGAAAAUUAUCAUUAACUGUACCUUGGAUUGCAAAAUACUUGGCUAUGAUGGAUACUGUGUCUCUUCGUUUACCAUAUUAUAAGCAAAUUUUGGAACUUUUAUAUUACAUUUAUAAAGCUGUAAAUCAUUUUGAUUUUUCACCAUCUGACAGUUUUAUUUCUCAACAAACAGCAGUUCUUCUUAAAUCUACUUUAAGUUGGUUAUUUGAAUUACCAAACGUUCCAAAAGAUUUAUAUUCUAUGUGGCAAAAGAUAUAUAAAGUUAGAGAAUUGCGAAGUUUGAAGCAACCUGAUAAAUAUCAUGAACAAAAAUAUAUGCUAUUAGGAGAGCCGACUGUGUCUGUUACAUCAACUAAAUGUAGUUUAGACAAAUUGGACAUAAUUAAUGAAAGAACGUUGCGCAUAUGUUGUCCAUUGGUUGGAUUAAAUGUAUCUGUAUCAAAUUCUAAUACAAAUCUAAAUAAUUACAACUCAAAUAAACACAUUACACCAGUUUCUAGUCAACUUCACAAAUCUGCUAAGAGUGCAGAUAUAAAGCAUUUAGAGUUGCAAUUGGAAGAGGCAUUUUUUGGCGGACAACCAGCAUCUACUCGAAAAACUGUUGAUUUUGUAUCAGAGCGAGUUGCAUCAACUUGUGUGAAACAUAUAUGUAAUACUUUGUUAAUGGCUUCUAGAGAAACAAAUCUGAAUAUUUUUAGGGAGGUUCUGGAAAAAAAACAAAUCGAAAUUGAGAAAUUCGGGGAACAACGUAACGUUACAGAUUUUAAGGCAAUUGUGACAACUGAUAUGAAUACAUUGGCUACAAAUAUGUCUAAAGAACUGAAAGAGCAGUGCGAAAUAUCUAUACCAGGAAUUUGUGAAUUACGGGUAACUAAAUGUAUAGAAUCUCUUUUAGCGGAGGAUUCGUUGACACCUGUGAAAGAAAUGUGUGCUAAAAUUGCUACGAGAUUAGCUAUGGAACGUAUAUAUCAAUGGAUACAAUCUCACAUAGUGGGUGGCUCAGUAUUUAUAAAAGAUAUGGAAGUUGAAUUAAAUAGAUUUUUAAGGAAUAAUGCACCACUUCAUCCUAUCGAAGAAAAGAAACAUAAUCCAAAUGUUAUGAGCCCAACAACUAUCACUGAUAACUUGAGAGAACUUAUAUGGGUUAUACUUGAUAAUGGUGGUGAUUCUUUAACAAUAAUGAUUGUUUCGACUAUAUUAGAUAAUUUAUAUCAGACUUUAAAUGAAAGAGCUGAUUUAGUUGUGGGGCCAGAGAAAGUUUUAUAUUCUCUUAGUACAGAUUUUGCGUUAUUUUUAGUUGCUUAUCGAAGUGAUCUGUUUAUUCCAAAAGUUCAAGAAAAAUUUAUAACAGUAUGGGCAAUGAAUCGUUGUAAAACUUUGGAAUCAGAUUCGCCUAUACAUAGAAUACUUAGUUCUAGAAACGUUAUGCUCUUAGCUCAACCAGAAAAAGAAGAAGUUUGGACAGUGUUUGGAAAAUUUAUUAAUAAAUUAAUAGAGAAAAAUGUUUUAGAUAUUAACAGUUUUAGCGACCAAUGUGUAGCUUUAUUUAGGCAGAACUGGCCUGUGCCAAUAUUGAAGCAUCUGUCAAAAUGUUUAAUGGAAGUUAUAACAGAUUUCAAAGCAUCAGAUGAAACAACAGAGAAAGUAAAAUAUCUACUUGGUUGGAUAGCUGAAACGUAUAACGAGAUAGAGUUUUGCAGUUAUUACAAUUCCAUAGACUGAUGUUCUUUUAAUCCUUUAUACUUAUAGCUUCUUCGUGGGCUAAUAUACUGUAUAAAUUCUACAAUUCUUGUGCAUAUAUGAAUGUAAAUUAUUGUACAUUAAUUAAUUAAUUUAGUAGGUGAAAGAGAUGUAUAUUUACAGUAUACAGUAAUUUCGGAAAUUGUUAUUACGAUAUGGUUGUAAAUCGAUAUAACGAAUUUCAGUUUAUUUUAAAGUACAUAAAUUGCUGAACUUGCAAAACAAUACUAUAAAUUUGAAAUGUAGGAUUUGAUUGGUUUUUUAUUUAGCAGCACUACUUACUGUUGAUCGUUGUAUCUGUACAUAUGCAUUGUACAUAUACAUAUGCACGGAUUUCAAUUUUUACUUUUAAAUGUAAUGUUAUAUACUCGUUUCUAUGUUUGACACCAACUGUUGCAUUUUAAUGGAUAAAUGCGUAUUUUGUAGUUAACGACGAAAUAUUAACUUUUCGUAUGUACGAAACGUAAAAUAAAGAAAAAUUUGUUUUUUA